This is a messenger RNA of Rhopilema esculentum, 4499 nucleotides long. NCBI's taxonomy places the organism in Eukaryota, Metazoa, Cnidaria, Scyphozoa, Rhizostomeae, Rhizostomatidae. The record is from RefSeq and is a predicted model, not a curated record.
CCUGGCUUUUAGCAUCAAUUUGAUUUUCAUUACUAAAAAUGGCUAUCUUUCCCUGAAGCAAUUGCUUGUGCAAGAGAAAUCAUUGGGGCACUCGUGUGGGCUAUUUCUUACAAAAAGGCCUGGUUCUAGAGAAUGGCUCAGCACAUAAUUAAUAUAACGAUGUUUCAAGGCUUGCAAGUUCUUGAAAAUCAAAUAUUUAUAUGCUUUGUCAUUUUAAUUUGCCAGAGUAUUUCUUUAAUGGAUAAAGUCAAUACUUCAACACAAUUGAAGGCAUUUGUUUUCUGCCAUAUAUAUUUAUUCAUGCCAGUGGGACAAAAUACCCUGAACUAGGUUUAUUUUAUUUUUGUCCAAAUAUUUGAUUUCAUUGUUGUUAGAUUCUCUGUAGUCGUAGUAAAAUUGGCAUUCAGAAACAAUAUAUUUAUUCUACUUCUACUUUAUGAUUUAUUGGUACCAAAAAUUUUCAUUUGUAUUUAAAAAUUGCAAGGGACUAGUUAAAAUACAUAACUUGGGAAGGAGGUAAUGCUUGUCAUGAGCAUUUAUUGGAAUGUAUAAUUAAUGAAAUUGCAGAGAUGAAGGAAAGGUUUCUUGCACUUAAUAAUUUGUCGUUUAUGUCUUUAAAAGAACAGUGCAAAGUAAAUUUUUCAAUAUCCUAAGCAUCUGAUUGGAAAUUUGUUUUCAAUAAAAGUCAUUGUAUGAACAAUAUUAUUGUUUUCUCUAGUUUUUUCUUCACCUUCUCUGGAUUUUCAUAAAAAGAUCAAGCUUGGUUUUGACUAUAUUGACUUUGUCUCGUAAUGGAGUUGCACUUUCUGAAGGUGCUUGUGGUAUUCUCAUUUUUCGCCGAACAGAUGGUUGCAUUAAGGUUAAGUUCUGGAUAAGACCAUAGCUGCUAGAUGUUGCCCAAUAUAGAGACAUUGCUGCUGGAACCUGUGCUGAGAAGAAUACCAUGGCAAUUGUUAAAGAUCGGAACACCCUUGUAACAAUUAUUUGACGUCUUGAUGGCAUAGUCUUUUUCAGAGUAUUCAGUUCAAUAUUAAAUACCGCUUUUCUCCGCGCGAUGUAAAAAGUUGUGAAUUGGAGAAGACCCUACUACAUUUUGUUGUAGAAAAAAGGGCACAAGAAAGUUUAGAUGUUGGUACGGCUUGGAGUGCUUGUAGCCUUCCGUAACAUGGCAGGUAUUUAUAAACAAACCAUCCUACUUUUCUGUGGUACAGCAUCGCGAAUUAUCCAAUUCUAGAGUUUAAUGCACAAAAACAAGUUCGGCCAUCUUGUCACAGUCCCUCGCCUCGCUUCCAAGCAAGCCAAAACGAGUCAAAAUCAAAAUCAGAUGACGACUACACUGCUUGUGAAAAUAUCUGCGAUGGGUUAUUGUACUUUGCGAAUAUGAAGGAAAGCAUAGAGUUAAAAAGUCUAUCAGUCCUUUGGCUAGCAUUUGCUUAAAGCAGUUCAUUCGAUUUCGUAGUGGUAUUCAUUUGGAGAGAUAAAAAUUUAGAAACAGGCCGGAAAGGACCGAGUCUGAUCCAAGCAUUGCAAACAAAUUCACAAUGGUUCAAUAUACUGUUGCAAAGUCACCAAGUGAACAGCUGUCACUCACUAAUUGUUUGAUUGUAAAUAAACAGGAUUUUGAUAUGGAUAUUGUGAAGUAUGUACAAAUAGAAUGCAAUUCAAACAAAUUCAUUUUUGGCAUAAAAGGUUCAGAUUCUGUGAGGAGAGGGGAUAUUGGAUUUGGUUUCAUGCAAAGGCAAUGGUCAAGAGCUGAGCUAAAUAGCCAGAUUGAAGUCAAACCACAUGCAUUUAGAUCAAAAUUGUUGAUUGGAUCGAUGACUGUUAGUGCUGAUUUUCUACAGAAAAAUAAGACAACACAAAAGGCAUAUGACACAGAUGCAAUGGCAACUGAGUUUACAGUUUCAUUUCAGAAUUUGCCAUUCACAAUUGGCCAGAAGAUGGUCUUCAGUUUUGAAGAUAAACCAUAUUUGGUUCUGACUGUAAAAGAUCUUGAAGUUGCUGACCCAACUGCUGCACUUGGCACACGAGUUGAGAAGAAAAUUGAGGCAAAAAAGGCUGACUGUGCUGUCUUGAUGGCCAACUCGCACAUAAUCUUCGAUAAAGAAGAGAAUUCAUCUAUAGUGCUGAAAGGAAAAGCUCAAGGGCGUUCGGCGAUGCCUUCUAUCAUAAGCCCUGACUGGGAUUUCAGUAAAAUGGGAAUCGGUGGCCUCGAUGAGGAAUUUUCAGCAAUCUUUAGAAGAGCUUUUGCAUCGAGAGUUUUUCCACCUGAUGUAGUUGACAGUUUAGGCAUAAAGCAUGUUAAAGGUAUUCUUCUGUAUGGUCCUCCAGGUACCGGAAAAACAUUAAUGGCAAGGCGAAUAGGAGAAAUGCUUAAUACCCGAAAGCCGGAGAUAGUUAAUGGUCCAGAAAUAUUAAAUAAAUAUGUUGGUGAAUCAGAAGCUAAUAUCAGGAAAUUGUUUACCCCGGCCAUCGAAGAACAGCGAAAGUCUGGACUUAAUAGCGGCCUUCAUAUGAUUAUAUUCGAUGAAAUUGAUGCAAUCUGCAAGCAAAGAGGAAGCAUGUCAGGUAGCACUGGUGUUCAUGAUACAGUGGUCAAUCAACUUCUAUCGUUGAUUGAUGGUGUCGAGCAACUAAACAACAUCUUGGUCAUUGGAAUGACAAAUAGAAAAGAUUUGAUCGAUGAAGCUCUUUUGCGUCCUGGUCGUCUCGAGGUGCAGAUGGAAAUUGGGUUGCCGGACGAAAAGGGCAGGCUAAAGAUCCUAGAAAUUCACACCAAUGGACUUCGUAAAGCGGAUAAAUUGUCAAAAGAUGUCAGCUUGGAAGUCCUUGCAACAGAAACGAAGAAUUUCAGUGGAGCUGAGAUUGAAGGCCUUGUUCGCGCUGCGGGAUCGUCGGCGAUGAACAGAUUGGUGAAGGCAGUUGGCAGUGUUUCUGUUGACCCAGAUGCUGCACAAAAAUUGCAGAUUGAUAAUGACGACUUCCAGCUUGCCCUCCAAAAUGAUAUCAAACCAGCAUUUGGGGCACACAUAGAGGACUUCGAGAAUUUUAUUGCCAAUGGCAUUAUCAAAUGGGGAUCACCAUUCGAGAAAGCGCUGGAUGACUGCAAGUUGCUAAUUCAACAGACAAGGAAUGGAGCACUCAUUUCGCCAGUUAGCGUUCUUCUUGAAGGUUGUCUUGGUAGCGGCAAAACUGCAUUAGCUGCGAGUCUUGCCGAAACAGCGGGAUUUCCUUUUGUUAAGGUUUGCUCUCCUGAACAUAUGAUUGGCUUUACUGAAGGUGCAAAAUGUCAAGCAAUCAAAAAGAUCUUUGAUGACGCUUACAAAUCGGAGCUAAGCUGCAUUGUUGUUGAUGAUAUCGAAAGGCUGAUUGACUUCGUUCCUGUUGGGCUUCGGUUUUCUAACGUUGUGUUACAAGCUUUAAUGGUUUUGUUGAAAAGGGGAUUACCAAAAGGACGAAAGCUCCUUAUCAUUGGCACCACCAGCUGCAGGGAUGUCUUAAAAGAGAUGCAACUAUUGCAGAUCUUCCAUAACGUCAUCCAUAUACCUGCAAUCACGAGACCUUCUGAGAUAAUGACUGUAGUUCAGGGGCUGAACCAGUUUGAAGAGAACGAAUUAGCCUUCAUUGAGGAAAACAUCAUAAACAUCUCUGUCAACAUCGGCGUCAAAAAGCUGCUAGGCCUAGCUGAAAUGGCUUUACAGGAUGAUGCGUCAGCUAGAGCUCAAAAAUUCGUUACUUUGUUGGAAAACUGGUCAUAUUUUGGGUAAUCACGAUAAAGAGUUGGUAAUAACAGAAAACAACAUUCUAGAUUAUUUAGCUGAUAUUUUUGAAUGAUGAACCGGUCUUUAGAUCGUCAAAUUUCAACGUACAGAAAUUUUUAACAUUUUUCUCUGGCUAUUUUCAUUCAGAUUGACACUGUUCCUUCGACUUGUAAAACUAUUUUUCAUUUAUUAUAUACUUUAAAACUAUAUUAACACUCAUAAAUGUUAUUAAAAUAUAAUUAAAGAUAAUAAGGCAGGUCCCAGUGUUCUGGGUUAAGGUCUUGAAAAAUCAAAACACUUCCCAUGAUGCAAUAAUGGCAGAAAACAAAAUGCAGGCCCAGUGUAACGGACACUGUUCGGAAUAGUGACAUUUUCCGUUAUAUAUAAAAUUUUCCGUUGUAUUGUAGCUCGUAUUUGUUAAUGACAUUAUUUCAUAUUGAGAUAAUUGCUGGCAAGGGUAGAUUGUUGUUAAUAAAUGUAUGGUGCAAAAAACAAACAUGUUAUGCAAGUUUCUUGGCUAACAAAACUAACAUUGUAUUUUUCCUUGUGCGGCAAACGCAGGGUGGACCUGAAACAAAUGCUUAAAAACAAAAUAUAAGACAACCCCUAUUUUCAAAAUGAUUAAAAAUUCCUGCUGUUAUUAAUCGUAAGAGAUUUAUGCUUUUGCAUUGAUCACGUAGCUGGCGAAUCAUUUUUUUAUUUGGGCAUAAUUUGCAAUAAAUUUUGCUAUUUGUUCAG